UAUCCAGUAGUGAUUGUAUACAUUCAACUUGACAGCAUGGUUAGAUUGAAUUAACUGGAUACGUUUUAUGACGGACGGAAGGAAGGAAGGAGGGAAGGAAAAACGAAUUAAUUAACAAGAUGAAGGAUAUUAACAAUUACAUCAUAUUAGCUUUACUUUUUAUUUUACAAAUCUAUCAGUUUACUGAAGGUAAAGUUCUUUGCUUUCGUAAAUUAAAGAAGAACCACAAAUGUGCUGGGAUAAUCAGAAAGGUAUCAUUUGAAGAUGGUGAAGAUUGCUGCUCAAAACGAGGUUUAGGAUUCGCUAUUCAAAAGCAUAAAAUUGGUAAAAAUCGUUUUAGAUGUACACCUUGUUCAGAUUUAAAUAAGAAUCCAUUUGGUAACAAACCACCUAAAAUGGCGCGAAAGAAAGAUAUACUAUCUCAAUUACCUACAACAACAGAUAGACCAAAAGUACAAUGGGGAACAUGGAGUCCUUGUAGCGCGUCAUGUGGUGCUGGUUGGAGAUCUAGAUAUAAAGUGUGUGAUAAUUGUGAUAGAAAUGAUUAUGAGAAUGUUCAGUCUCGGCCAUGUAUGGUUAACUUCUAUUGUCCAGUUGAUGGUAACUGGGGUCCUUGGUUUCCAUGGCAUCCAUGUUCAGCAUCAUGUGGUGGCGGAACAAGAUUACGUCAGCGGAAAUGUAACUACCCACCACCCGCAUAUAAUGGUAAAAACUGUGAAGGACUGGCAGAAGAAAAUAAUGAAUGUAACAGAAAAGUCUGUCCAGUUAAUGGUAAAUGGGGUGACUGGUCUGAAUUCUCACCGUGUAGUGAGACAUGUGGUCAGGGUAUGAUGAGAAAGACGAGAAGAUGUGAUAACCCAGCACCUGCUGGAGGUGGUCGACAAUGCUCUGGUCAGAGUGUAGUCAAUAAAAAAUGUGAAAUAGCUAAAUGUCCACAGAAUGGAGGUUGGUCGUUGUGGUCAACCUGGGGACCGUGUAAAGUUACAUGUGGCAGUGGAUAUCGGUCGAGGACAAGAACAUGUGACAGUCCUCCAGCCUUAUAUGGUGGUGCUGAAUGCGAAGGCGAAUCUGAAGAACUUAAAGAGUGCAGAGUUGAGCGGGCUUGUCCAGUUGAUGGCGAAUGGUCACCGUGGACAAACUAUGGAUAUUGUCGAGCAGCAAAAUGUGAGAAGGGUUACCAACUACGUUCUAGAAGCUGUGAUAACCCCAGACCACAACACGGUGGAAUACCGUGUGAUGGAACCGCCUUCGACAGAAUCGAAUGCUUUAAUGGGCAACACUGUCCAGUGAAUGGAAGUUGGUGUAAAUGGAAUGAUUGGUCCGUUUGUUCAGGACCAUGUGAUUCUGACGAUGCCCUCCAGGCUAGAGAGAGAGAAUGUGAAUGUCCAAAACCACAGCACGGUGGAUUGGACUGCGAAGGAAAACAUUUAGAAGUGAGAAAAUGUCUAGAAUGCGAAACAAAAACAGAAAGCCCUGUUCUGACAGCUGUUAUACAGCUACAGGCUAGUAAACCUUGUAGCGAGAGGCUGGAAGGUGAUGAUGGAGAAGGAAUCUCGGGUUUUGGUGAUUCAGAAUGCGAAGAAUCAGAAGAGAUUGAUGAGGCGACAACUCUUACAAGAACAAAUUCGCCGUGAAACGUCACCAUUCCCUGUGUUGUCGUCACUAUCAGCACCGUUCAUGUUUUACAUCACUUGUAUAUAAUAUUUACGUCACCAAGUAUUUCUAGAUGUAGAAGUCCUAUCAGUGUUUUACAAACGUGUGCUUUCCAUAUUUUGAUAAACCAAGCUGGGAUGUGAUAUUUAAAAAUAUCUUACCCUCUAUUUCGAGAUACAAUGAUGACUGUUUUAUAAAAAUUAUAACUUUGGCGGCAAUUAAAAUUAUUGAAAACAUGUUUUCAUGGUCGCAAGGUUUGUAAGUCAAUAGACAAAGCAGUGCACCCAAAACGUCAAUGUAUUUUUCAGAAACAAUUUCCCAGUUCACACCAACUGGCGAGACAUGCAUGUGAGUAUGGUUCAGAUACCGAGUUAUGGUAAUUUUGCCGACGUUUGGGUGUGUUUACUACCAACAGACCUCGGGCUUGAUCCCGCCUGUUGCGUGUGUUCACUACCAACAAACCUCGGGUUUGAUCCCGACCGUUGGAUGUGUUCACUACCAACAGACCUCAGGCUUGAUCUCGACUGUUGCUUUUUUUUUUACAUUCAUGUAGAAGUUUAAAUGUCGUUGAAGAUAAAUGUGAUUCGAUUCCGUAUAAAGUGCCACAAGUUAUAAAUGUUGCAUUGUUCCAUUCCAAGUAUCUUGUAACCUUUUCCACAAAAUAUUAGAACCCCCGUUUAAUGUCGUGAUGUACCAAUUGCAAUGCUUAUAUAAACAGGUCCCGCGAGUUACUAUAUGCUUCACACCUAUUUGACUAUUACAAGGCUUACGUAUAUAGAACCGUACCAUUAACAUUGUUCAUGCAGUAAUUUGGGUCGGCGCUCAGGUUGUCCCUAUCGUUAGUAUCGUUUGAGAACGCCCCCAGAAUCCUUUCAAAUGAAGUAACCCACAGACCUGGAACUGGUAGUCUCGGACACCCAGGACCUUCUAGUCUCCAUUUGUUUGAGUGGUAGUAAUUUGGGUUAGCGUUCCGGUAGUCCCUCAUCCUCGGUAUCCCCAGUGGUCUCAUUGCGUUCUACUCCACUUUACCCUGGGUAUUUAUGUAUUCAAAUUAUCUGCUCUUGGUGGAGCUUAAUUGUACCAUCCAAUCAAAAAAACAGUUUACAAACCUCAUUGUUUACGUUCACAAUAAUAUGGCGCCUUGUUCGCUCGAGGAGAAAGUUUGCAAGAAACUCGAUACAAAAGAUGUGACAUGCACACAAAAAGAUGUCCUAAAAGAUGUUUUUAUGUCCGUUUUGAUGUAUUUAACAUUUUUUGAUUGGUCGAUAAAAAUAGCACAAUCAUCAAGAGCGGAUAAUAUGAAAAUGUCUCUACCCCAGGGGUUUGUGGAGUUGACGAUCUUUCCCCAAUACUUCUAUUACGCUUGCGUUCUCACAUUUUUAAUAAACAAGCCACAAUGUAAAUUGUAGUAAAAUGUUUAAUAUGUGUACAUAUAUCAUCAAAUGCAUAUUAUUAUUUAUAUAAAACUUUCUCUCCUGUCUA
Messenger RNA from Patella vulgata (common limpet), 3135 nucleotides. RefSeq names its product hemicentin-1. Lineage: Eukaryota; Metazoa; Mollusca; Gastropoda; Patellidae. Bases 120 to 1634 code for a protein of 504 amino acids. The record is from RefSeq and is a predicted model, not a curated record. The transcript has 12 exons.